ACCAGUAUAAAUUUUAUCUUGUUAUAACCUCAAUGUUUGCACGUUACUUUUCUUUCCUAAAGAUUGUGAUUUAUAUUGUUUAGAAAAUGUCACGUCCGGAGUAUUUGGCACCACCAGAAAUAUUCUACAACGAUGAGGAGGCUCGUAAAUACACACGAAACACUCGCAUUAUAGACAUCCAGGUGAAAAUGUCCGAACGCGCAGUGGAAUUACUCCUCUUGCCAGAAGACCAACCUUGCUUUUUACUGGAUAUUGGCUGUGGAUCAGGGUUGAGUGGAAGUGUUCUUGAAGAUGAUGGACACUAUUGGAUAGGCAUGGAUAUUUCAAAAUCAAUGUUGGAUAUUGCUAUAGAAAGAGAAGUAGAGGGUGAUGUGAUUCUUUCUGAUAUGGGCCAGGGAUGCCCAUUUAGAGCAGGCACAUUUGAUGGCUGCAUUAGCAUUUCAGCCCUGCAAUGGCUUUGCAAUGCGGACAAAACCUCACACAGACCAGUCCAAAGAUUGUACACAUUUUUCAGCACUUUGUAUGCUUGUUUGUCUCGAAAUGCGCGCGCUGUUUUUCAAUUCUACCCUGAGAACUCUAACCAAAUGGAGUUGAUCACUGCGCAGGCAAUGAAAGCGGGUUUCUAUGGCGGAGUGGUUUGUGACUUUCCCAACUCUACAAAGGCCAAGAAAUUCUUUCUGGUGCUUAUGACUGGCGGUAAUAUGCCUCUGCCUCAAGCACUGGGUGAUCAAGAGGACAAAAACUGUGUCUCGUAUAUGGCGAAACGUGAGCAUGUGAAGAAAGCGCGCGGUAAGCCAUUGAAGAACUCACGCGAGUGGAUACAGGAGAAGAAGGAGCGGCGGCGUCGACAAGGCAAGGAGACACGUGCGGACUCCAAGUUCACAGGUCGCAAACGCAGCGGUCGUUUCUAGGCACUCAUGGUAUCAAGGACUUGUUUUAUGUAAAAUAUAUCUAUUUAUAAGUUGA
Molecule: messenger RNA, 966 nt
Organism: Dalotia coriaria
Lineage: Eukaryota; Metazoa; Arthropoda; Insecta; Coleoptera; Staphylinidae
Product: probable 18S rRNA (guanine-N(7))-methyltransferase
Exons: 4
Coding region: 87-911 (274 amino acids)
Biological process (GO): rRNA (guanine-N7)-methylation
Cellular component (GO): nucleolus
Molecular function (GO): rRNA (guanine) methyltransferase activity
Source: RefSeq, a predicted model, not a curated record